Ruditapes philippinarum (Manila clam) is the source of this 5604-nucleotide messenger RNA. RefSeq lists its product as uncharacterized. Lineage: Eukaryota; Metazoa; Mollusca; Bivalvia; Venerida; Veneridae. The record is from RefSeq and is a predicted model, not a curated record. The transcript has 15 exons. Bases 177 to 2384 code for a protein of 735 amino acids.
AACUAGGUACAUAUCGGGUAUCUGUUUAUAUGUAUCCUCGGCUACGAAACAAUCAACAUAUUUGAACCAAUCAGACAGCGAAGCAGAGAGCGUAUUAUCCAGGGUAUAAGAAUUCGAUUAGAAGACGAAGCACCCGAUCAGAAACUGCCCGUCAACUGAUUUGUUCAGCAGGAAAAAUGUGGAGCAAAACAGUUUUUAGUGUGGCAUGUUAUGGACUUUUUUCUGUGAUAUGUGCUCUGACAACGGAUACGUCUGAUAUACCGAAGUUGAAGUUGCUAUGUGGAAGAGGCAACAUCACUCAAGGGAUGGAAAAUACCAUCAAGAGUAUUUGUCGUUCCAAUUACAGCGUAAUGGCCCCGGAAAUAUCAACCAUCCCGAGCGACAAAUUUCCAUUAAUGUUUGUAUCGUACAUCAAGGACGAUUCGGGGCAAGAAUCUUCUCGCGUUGAGAUGGAAAUAAACAGUCCAACUGACCUAAUGGACAAGGAUAAUAUAACAAAAUUUGUACCAGUUGGAGUUAUGGCCCUUUCUGGAAGCACGUGCUCUAUUAGAGGAGCUUCAGUCCAUUUUGAACUGGAAUCUACAAAUGGAGCUCUCUUAUAUCAGGCCCAGGUCAAGCGCAGAAUCUGGUGUGACAACAGCGAUGUUGAUUUGGCGAUGCAAGUGACUGGUGGAGAAACACCGACAAUUUACCUGGAUGGAAUAAACUCCCUAAUGACAGCUUUGUCCGGGUCUAAUGUUGAGGUGGUGGCCAAAAACCUAGGCGGAGACUUUCAGGAAUUCGUGACAGAGGAAGGAAAAGUGCCGCUCGGGAUAUUUGCUGCAGCGUUCGUAACAAAAUAUCGUAAAGGAAUGCCACUCACAGAAACAGAAUGUCUGAAUAAUGUCAAUCAUUCAGUACCAGAAAUUACUGACAAAGAUAUCAUUGUUGCACAUGAACUAUUCACUGCCAAUGCUGACCUGCCAUCAACAAAAAUCUCUGACCUAGUGAAGUUGAAUGACGAUGAACUGGACAUUUGCGGUGAUUAUGUGUUAGUACUGCUAAUUGACGUUCUGAACACACUAGGGAACGAAGGAAAUCGCUGCAACAAUUUUGUUACUUUCCGUAUAAAUUCUACGAAAAAAUGUGAUUCAGUGCAUCCACGUUGUGAAUUGAUAAGGAACGCAUGGACUGAUGGUGAAGCACGAAUUGUUUAUAGAGGUAAACGUGACACGACAAUGGAACCGUAUGGGAAGUCAUUCUCAUUUCAGGACGAAAAACUAGAAGAAGUAUACGAGAGCAUGCAAGAGAAGAUGUACAUGAAAAAUGCAUAUGGUCGGUUGAAGCUUCUGAGACAUUACAUAGAGAAACUCGUUGAAAACAGUCCUGGAUUAUGUACCGAGUCAUCUGAUAUGGUACACAAAAUGGAAGAAAAUGCAGAUGACAGUGUCGUACCAGAGGAAAAUGAGCCAACACUACCAAGUUCAGUUCUGAACGUUAUUGAAAAACUUAAACAACUAAGCGAUCCAAGUGUAGACAGUAGUACCAUUGUUUUGGAAUUUGAAAAUGCGCUCAAACAAUUAGAAGCUCAAACUACCGUUGGCAAAAACCUUUAUGAAAUGCUCGUGCAUAAAAUGGAAAUACAUGCGUUGGGAGAAGCAUUACAUGUCAUAUCUGAAGGUGGCUCUACUACGGACACUAGUUACUGUGACUUACCGGGACGUUUUGAAGAAAUGCAAUGGAAAUACACAGAUGGUCAAGACAUACAUGAAGAUAUGUUCAAUCUUGCAGGUGAUACUGUUUCGGCCUUUGUCAGUAAUCCUGGCUUAUCCUGUCUGGAGAAAAUUCUCAAGCGUUUUCUAAUUUUUGCUGAAAAGGCUGAUGCAAGUGAGGUAGUCGAUCCCGCGUAUCUCACAGCUGACGAAGAAUCGGUUGCUAAAGAAGAUGAUCUUAGACAUUGCGCAAAACCAAGCAGGUGUAUCAAGAAGCUGCAUAGAAUGUGUAACGCUAAAGACAUUUCCAUAUGGCAGGAAAUUGACGAAGAAAGCAAAUCUGAAAUUUGUAAGAUGUAUGUGAUGAAGAAAGUGGCAAGGGAAAGUUUUAUGACAUUGGGUAUGCCGGAUAUAUACAACAAAAUGAAACACUACGAUGACGUACAAUGUAACCGGGAUCCUCUAAAGCCAGAUCAAGCCGGACCUCCAACAUAUUGGAAAGAGAUGACUGAGAAUGGACGGAAAUACAUUAUGCAUGGUAUGAUGAAUGAAGAUGCUUCGAAAAUAGCUUGGCGCAAAAAAGCUGUAUGCAGCUGUACAGAAUGUGUCGCAGGGGGUAUGACCGGAGAGUCUGGCGGUGAAACACCAACUGAAGGUGGGAACGAUGGAAUGAUGCGCAGGAGGAGAAAAUAGAAAAUAAAAUAAAUGAAGUUUCUUAAUCGAGGACAAGACGAAUAUACCGGGAAUUGAAUUGAUUUUUUAAGAUUGAAUUAUUAGUGUCUUUCUUUUAAAAUAAAAGGGAUUUUUAAUGUCUUACAAUCAGAUAAAAUUGAUUAUUUUUAAUAUUAAACUUUUUAAGUAGAACUUACUCGUAUAACAUUGAGCGAAAAAGUUAAAGAUUUGGGAUACUUUUAACUAUUCUAUAAUUGAACAAUUAAACUUCCUUUUUGUGAUCGUCAUUAAUAGCAUACAAGCUUACUUAAAAAUCUAUCAAUCUGCGAUUUCAAUAAUUACAUUUCAAAACAUAUAAUUUGCUAUGUUGAAUAAGUAGAUCAAGUAACUCUUAUGGCCAUACAUUUCUUUAAAAAUGAUUGAUAAAAGGAAGAUAAAGACUGACAUUUUAUACAUAAAACUUUAUAUUACUGGUAUAUAUAAGGGUGGUCGGCAUUUUUGACUUGUAAUAACAUUACAAUGUAUCUUUAUAUUUUCUUUAUAUUUUUCAAUGAUAAAAUGAUAUAUUCCACCAUGAGACCACUAUAAGAACUAUAAAUAGUUAUGAUAACACCAACAGCCCUUUUCAGGGCUAACCUUUCAUAUUGUCACAGGUUACUGUACAUUUAGGUUCUCAUUGACCGCCGUACAGUGACCUACUCUUGGCUCAAAAUUCAUAUCUUUGGCUAAUACUCCGUGGAAAUUGCAUGGAGGUAAAUUAUCACCUCUUUGUGCUUCAAAAUUAACUCUUUAAGGGCAUGACUGGUGAUAUGUCCAGGGUCCGUACUCGACAGCGAAAGCUGCAUUUUGUGCCCGAAAAUGCGGAUGGACCCUCAUUAAGCUUUAACUACAUACAUUUGUCCAAUUGAUAAAUAAAACUGUAAAGAUGAGGAUGAUUAUUUUUUCUUGUACAUAUGUUUUACUUUUGUAAACGCUUUUCCCAUCUAUACCAUUUCGCUGCUAAUAGACGGGUGUAUUCGUGCAAUCUCUUUUCCUACAACACAAUCAAAACAAUUAAAUCUGUGCUAGGGAUAUAAAAAUAAUCUAUAUGAUUAAUUGACUUUUGUAUCGUGUUGAAAAUAAUAAUAUAUAACAACAUAUAUAUAACAACAUGCUCUAUCAUAAAGGUAUAGUUUGAUAUGAUUUAUCUAUGUAAGGUUAAAAAUAAGAAACAUUUUUUCACUUUCAUUUACUACACACCAUGACAAAUACAGUUUAAUUUUACAGUUACAACUCUGGCAGCGAAUUAGUGUAGUAAAUUUGUUUUUGUAAGUGUUGUGAGUAAAUCUAUAUUUGUUAAUCAUCUUUUAGAAAACUAACAUUGUUGUCAAUAUCUUAAGCUCCACAUGUCUUUAGUUUAAUUCAAAAAAGUACAAAAAUGAAAAAUUAAAAAAGAAUCUAUCAUAUUCAGUAACUACAACAGAAGGGAAUAAUAAAAAAAGUUUUUGUUCUUAUUGUAAUACUGUAUCAGGCUAUUAACUAUGCAACAGAAAACAAUUAAACGAUAGAUUACUAAUUAAAAUUUAAUAUCCUAGCUUUAAUGUUGACGCAAUUAGCUUCAAGCUACUUAGCACGGUUUUGAGAUAACACUUUAUUGUGAAAGAAUUGAAGAAAUAUUUUGUUUAAUUUCCAAAUGUUAAACAAACAUAAUUGCUUUGUCUUUUUCAGCAAUACAUAUGCAUAUUUUCAGUAUUGAAAUCAUGCCUGUAUAAAGGAAAAUUUUAGAGGAAACAUUUAAGAUAUAUCAUGAUCAUUUCAUGAUAAAAAUCUGAACUGUGAAUAUUGAUUAUUUCUAUAGGCUGUUAAAGAUAAGAAGUAUUUUUCUUUCAAUUUCAUAUAUCUAUAUGUAUAUGCUUAAUGUUUUUGUGCAUAUAUAAACAACAAUAUAAAGUUGUAAAAGUUGGUAAAAUAUGAAAAUUGCGUCUGCUGGGUUGCGUUUUUAUAAUUGUAUUAAAAUAAAAUAUUGGAAUGUUCUAGCAAGUUUAUUUGACUUACAAGAGAAAACACCAAACCAGUCAAAUACAUUCUUACAACGCAUUAUUUGGGUAUGCCCUUUUUAUAAUCUAAAAAAAUAACACAAUCGAGUAGCCUGUGAUUGCAUAACACAAUAUAUUAGCAUCAUAAUUAAGUCAUCAUGACCAAUUACAGAAUCUCAUUGAUAAUCAAAACUUCUUUUUUAAAAUGCAUAUGUGACAAUUUGCAAUAUGGCAAAUUAAAAAAACACACUAUGUAACAAAUAGUGUAAUAUCCAUUUAAAUCAGGAAUGUUGUUGUUUAUAUAUAUGUUUAUGCAAAUUGUUAUACGUAUUUCAUGUGUUACAUGUUGCUUACUUCUUAUAUUGCUUUUUACGCAAUUAUUUCACUUGUUUAACAUUUUAAAUUCUGUCAAACUCUAACACUCAAAUAACAUAAAGUAUAUAAAAUACAACUUGGAAUGGCAUACAGUUUUAUUCUAGCUAAAAUCUAUGUCUUAUUUCCAGAAGACCCACAAAUACAAUAAUAGACAUCAAUAUCAAUUAAUUAUCAAUAUAGUUAUAAGAUACUCUAUUUUCUGGACAUAUAAUAUCAACAUCAGAUGCCGAUAAUGUUUCGGACCGUAACAAUGAUGUAAUUUUGAAGAAAACAGAGUUUAAAAGAUCUGCAGUUCCUUUAAUGCUAUAGUGCACCAUCGUAUAAUUCACAUUGCUAUCUCGUUAGACGGUUAGACAUCAGCAACUAGCUCAACGCAUAGUAUGUUUUAUGUAAAAUGAAAAUAUAAUAAUGUUUAUUAUGUAUAAGAGCUAUUUUCCAAGAAUAACCAUCAUAUGUUUUUAACCGGGUUUUUCGUUUAGUUCUUUGUAAAAUUGUUUAGAUUAUCGAAAAAGCGCAUAAAGACAUCUGCAUUGUGGAUUUAUAUAAUAAGAGGUACUUUGGUUUGUUGCAUAACUGUAUCAAUGUGUACCUUCAGUGAAAAUGAUAGUUGAAAUGACACAAUUUGUAUUAUUACAGUAAAUAUUUCAAUUGAUUUAAGAGUAUUGAAUUUAAGUAUAAGAACUGAUUUUGAUUUUUAGAUUGCUUGAUAAAAUAAGCUAACGUUGGCAAAAUUACGCCUUUGAGACAUUUAUGGUAAAAUGUAUUUUUUUAGAAGCUUAUAAAUGUAUUUUACUUAUCUGUGAUAUUCUUGUUUGAUCAUUUGUUUGUUCUGCAAUAAAAGAUUCUUUGAA